Molecule: messenger RNA, 2148 nt
Organism: Lodderomyces theae
Lineage: Eukaryota; Fungi; Ascomycota; Pichiomycetes; Serinales; Debaryomycetaceae
Gene: PUS7
Product: pseudouridine synthase
Exons: 2
Coding region: 1-2148 (715 amino acids)
Biological process (GO): pseudouridine synthesis
Cellular component (GO): nucleus
Molecular function (GO): RNA binding; pseudouridine synthase activity
Source: RefSeq, a predicted model, not a curated record
AUGAAUCCCCCAUAUCAAACAGUGCCAUUUUCGCAGUCAGAAGUUGCAGUGUUAUAUGCAGUUAAAAGAGCAGUAUCUCAUGAAGAUCUUCCAGGAGCGAAAAAGUUGAAGCCAACUCUCAUUCCUGCGCUCACGGAGGAAGCUGUUGGUAUAUUAAAAUUCAUCAAUCCAAACUCUGUGGGAUUUCAGGGUUCUUUGAAAACAUUGCAUUCAGAUUUCCAAGUUAACGAGAUUGAGCCCAGCGGCCAUGUUGUGUAUUUGACUGACCUUGGAAUUGAUAUGGGUAAAUCGAGAAAGGAGAAGAAGCUUGAACAAAAAGCUAAAGAGGCACAAGAAUUUGCAGGAAAGACAGAUGAGGAAAUUGCCAGCAUAAAAGCAGAAAGGGCCAAGGCACAAGAAAAUGAACCAAAGUAUGAAUUGAGUGAAGAAGACCGAAACGAAUUACUCGCCUACAUCAGUGAGGAGGAGUUGAAACAAAUUGAACAAUUGUUCCACACUGGAAACCACAUGGAGACAAAAACAACCAUUGACGAUAAGGAGAAAAGGGGAAAAUUGCAUCAGCUAUUACGGAAAGCAUUUCAAGGCAAAUUAGAGAGUACUACAUCAUCUGAAAACACAUUUAAAAUAGUGAUUGCCAAGAAUAGAGGCAACAAUAGACGUGGUGGAGAUACAAACAUCAUGGACAGUAUGCACCAUGUGGAUGAGAAUGGAGUCAUAAAUUAUGGACUUGGUCCGUUCAAACCAUAUUUACAUUUUGCCGUAUUCAAGCAAAACAGGGACACGAUGGAUGUUGCCAACAAUAUAGCCAAAAUGUUGCGUAUUUCUCCAAAGACAAUCAACUAUGCAGGAACAAAAGACCGUCGUGGCGUCACUUGUCAGAAAUUCUGUAUUCUGCGUGGUAAAGUACUUCGUGUUAGUGCGUUGAACAAGAUGAAGAAUUCGAAUUUCAAGUUGGGACGGUUUACGUAUGAGGACUACCCUUUGAAAUUGGGAGAUUUGGCUGGGAAUGAGUUUACAAUCACUUUGCGUGAUGUGAAGCCAGCUGUUGAUGAAGGUGCAGAUGCCGACUUGCGCACGAUUGUUGCGCAAUGUUUUGAUAGCUUGGACAAGCAUGGGUUUAUCAAUUACUUUGGAAUGCAAAGAUUUGGUUCGUUUUCGGUACCAACUCAUGAACUUGGUAUUGCGUUGUUACAAGAAGAUUGGGAGAAAUGCGUAGAGUUGUUAUUGUCAGAGCAAGAAGUGUGUUCUCCAGGAACAAUGGAAAUGAGGAAAAUAUGGAAGGAGAAACGCGAUGCCAAGGAAGCUUCAAAAGCAUUACCAAGACAUUUUGUAGCUGAAAAUUGCAUCUUAAAAGUGUUGUCCAGUGAACAACAAGACUCGGACAAGAAGUACAAGCGGCACUCAUAUUUGAAGAGUCUUUUGGCUAUACCGAAGAACUUGAGAAUGAUGUACGUUCACGCUUAUCAGUCAUAUGUAUGGAACUUGGUUGCGUCAAAGAGAAUAGAAUUGUUUGGGCUUGAAGUACAGGAAGGUGAUUUAGUCUUUGAUGAACAAGGAAGCAACAAGGCUACUAGUGUAGAUUAUGAUGGGUUCGAAGAAGACGUAGCUGUUUCCAAUACAGUUGCAGUGAGGGCACUAACCAAGGAGGAUAUUGACAGCGGAAAGUAUUCAAUUUUUGAUGUUGUUUUACCAAGUCCCGGGUUCAAAAUCGAGUAUCCUACAAAUGAGAAAUUGAGACAAGUUUAUAUCGAUACCAUGGCCAAGGACAAUCUCGAUCCAUUCAACUUGAUGCGAAAGAAUAAGGAAUUUUCGUUAACUGGUGCUUAUAGAACCUUAUUGUCCAAACCAAAAGAUCUAUCUUAUGAGAUAAUUGAGUACAGAGCAGAUGGCAAGCCUUUGGUGAAGACAGAUUUGGAGAUAUUGGAGAUGAAAAAUAAUGGAGACGACAUAGAAGCUGUAGAAUCAACCUUGUCGGAGAGAAUAAUCAAACACCACAAUAAUGAUGCUGAUGAUGGUGCAGCUGAUCCUUCUGCCGAAGCAAAAUUUGCAGUUGUUUUGAAAAUGAAAUUGGACGUGAGCUCGUACGCUACUAUGGCCUUAAGGGAAUUCAUGAGAAUUGACACGUCCAGAUACGCACAAAUGAAAUAG